GUCCUGUGGUCAUUCCUGUUGCCAUCAUGAAGCAGGUUGUGCUCUUGUCUCUGUUGUUGGUGUACGUGCACGUCCACUGUGCACCCGAUGUGCAACCGUCGGCCCUCUCGUGCAAGGACGAGGCGGCCAUUUCUGUCGCAGGAGAGGCCCUCGACAUGAUCAACAAAGAUCGUCAGGAAGGUUAUAUCUUCACACUGCUCCGUCUGGCCAACAUCAACACCAAGACAUAUGGAGACAAUGGUAUAAUUUACUACUUGACUCUGGAUGUUCAGGAGACAACGGCUCAUGUUUUCACCAAAGCGGACUGGAAGAAUUGUACAGCUCGUGCUGACAGUGACAUGCCGGUUUAUGGGCAGUGCAAAGCAACCUUCUUCAUCAACAAGCCUCAAAGAGUCGUGCGCCUCUACAAAUACGACUGUAUAAUCAGACCAAUUCCUCCAAGAGCAAUUUUGAGGCGAUGUCCAGACUGUCCGAUUUUAGUUAGCGUGACAGACCCAAGCAUUCAGAGAACUGUGGCUGGAUGCCUGAAGAAGUUCAACAAUGACUAUGCGAUGGGCAAAACUUUUUCUCUGACGAACGUGGCCCGAGCCAAAAUACAGCGUGGCAUUGCAAAAUUUGACAUUGUAGAGUUCACCAUCAUGGAGACAACCAACAAGAGCACGGGCUUCUGUAAGGGGAACCGGUAUCAACCGCAUGUGCCCACAUUGGAAGGUGACGUCUACAAAGUGAGCUGUCAGAUCUUUGAGGCUGAUAAUGAUACACACACACACAACAACUCCCACAGUCACCAUAACGACAGUGACCACCACCACCAUCACCACCACCACCCAGUGGGCAAAGUGAAGAUGCUCCCUCCAAUGAAUCUGGACUCGCCCUCUGGACCUGUUCAACUCCCCACACCUCCACAUAUGCCGGUCACACUGCCAUCCUUUCCCAAUAUGCAGAUACCAUUAGGGAACGAGCCCUCUAUCUCAACAUUCCCCCCCUCAGUGGCAGCCGGCUGCCCUGCCGUGGAGUUGGGACACACAAUAGUGGAGGAAGUCUUCGACAAAGAUCCAUUGUUUAAGGUGGCACAAUCCAAGCAGUGAUCAUUAAAGUGAAAUGAGGGAAGAAAUGACCAUAAAACUUCAUCUGUUUGUUCCAGACAGAAUCCAAUAAAAUGUAGCACC
Messenger RNA from Thalassophryne amazonica, 1169 nucleotides. Its product is annotated as fetuin-B-like. Gene Ontology annotation, biological process: negative regulation of endopeptidase activity. The record is from RefSeq and is a predicted model, not a curated record. Bases 27 to 1088 code for a protein of 353 amino acids. Gene Ontology annotation, cellular component: extracellular region. The transcript has 7 exons. Gene Ontology annotation, molecular function: endopeptidase inhibitor activity. NCBI's taxonomy places the organism in Eukaryota, Metazoa, Chordata, Actinopteri, Batrachoidiformes, Batrachoididae.